AUGUCAGAAAUCAAGAACAUUGUCAUCAUCGGUGCCCUCACAGGCGCUCUCCUCGCGCGAGCAUUGGAGAAGUCCUUGCCGCCCACCCAUCGUCUCGUCCUCAUCGGUGAGCAUCCAGACGCGGUGCCGAGACAUGAAGUCAGAUUUGGGUUGUGUCCAGCGAGCCUCCUCCAACAUCCAAACGCUUCGUGGAUAACAACGCGCACAUAUAUCGAGCCCCUAGCUGAAAUCUUGAUUCUGCCCCCCUUGCCCUUGUGUCACAGAGAAGAACGAGGCUGCAUUUUGGCCCGUCGGAAGCCUCAGAGCUGCUGCACUGCCAGACUUUGAGAACAAGAUCUUCGCACCCGUAGCUGGUUUCUUUCCCAAGGACUCCAGACACAUUGCAUUGGGAUCGACGGAAGUGACAUCGCUCGGCAAGACCAGCGUCACGAUCAGCAAGCCUGCCGAAAGCCUCUCUGGCGUGACGGAGAUUCCCUUUGAGUAUGCCAUCAUCGCCACCGGUUCGAAUUACGCCUACCCAUCCCGUCCCGUCGCCGUGGAUGUUGCGACAUCCAAGGCAAAUCUCAAGAAGACGCAGGAAGACAUCAAGCAAGCCAAAUCCAUCCUUGUGAUUGGUGGUGGCCCAGUCGGCAUCGAAUUUGCUGGCGAGGUUGUGGAUCAGCAUCCAUCGAAGAAAGUGACGCUGGCCACAUCAGGUCCCGCUCUCCUUAGCCCUGCGUGGAAGAGCUCGCUGGCUGACAAACUCGAGUGGCAGCUCGAGAAAGCCGGCGUGGAGCUCAUUCUCAAUGCCAAGGUCGACCUGCCCUCCGACGUAAAGACUGGCGAACUUCUUACCGAGUUGGUGUCUGUCAAAGCCGGCGAGAAGACUGUCGACACAGACUUCAUUCUGAUCGGCACGGGCGCCAAAGCGAACGGACAGCUACUGCCUGCGGAUGCCAAGGACCAAAAUGGGCGGGUCAAGGUGGACCAGCAGCUUCGCGUUCAGUCAAAGACUCUCGGAGACCGAUACUUCGCAGUGGGAGAUAUCGUGAGCGCGGAAGGCUCUGGAACCUUUAUGAACGCUCAAAACCACGUGCCCGUCGUCGCUGCGAAUCUCGGCGCCGUGCUCAAAGGGGCCAAGCCAGCCAAAGCAUUCAAGCCGAUGCUAAGCGUCCUCACCGUGCCGAUUGGACAGAAGGCAGGGGCAAGUCAAUUGUUCGGGUUCGUUGUGUGAGUAGAACAGCCAUGGAGACGACGAGCGACUUGUAGCUGACUGGAGGUAUCCGUCGACAUUGCUGCAGUGGGGAGUGGCUGACACCCAUCAUCAAGGGAAAGCAUCUAUUCCUCUCGACGUUCACCAAGACCUUCUCAUACGCCUUCUAA
This is a messenger RNA of Ceraceosorus bombacis, 1362 nucleotides long. Lineage: Eukaryota; Fungi; Basidiomycota; Exobasidiomycetes; Ceraceosorales; Ceraceosoraceae. The record is from the annotation of a GenBank genome assembly.